AGCCACAACUGUUAACCGUUCUUUUCCCUCCAAUUCCACCACCACCGAAGAAACACGCCCCCACCCCUGCUCGCCACCGCCAAUGGCUUCCUCCGUGUCACCUGUCCAGCCCGGCAGGAUCCGGGUGAUGAAGCAAGCCUUGAAUUGUACGGCUAAGCCAAAGGGUCCUGUGGUGUAUUGGAUGUUUAGGGAUCAGCGGGUGAGAGAUAACUGGGCUUUGAUCCACGCAUUGCAUCAGGCUAAUCAGUGGGAAGUGCCUGUUGCCAUAGCGUUCAAUUUAUUCCAUCAGUUCAAGGGCGCAAAGGCUCGGCAGUUAGGGUUUAUGCUCAGAGGACUUAAGAAAUUGAAUUCUGAUCUUCGGUCUACUCUACAGAUUCCCUUUUUCUUGUUCCAGGGGGAAGCUGUAGACACCAUUCCAAAAUUUUUGGAAGACUGUGGGGCUUCCCUUUUGGUAACAGACUUCUCACCCCUCCGGGAGGUUCGCCAGUGGAAAGAGGAACUCUGCAAGAAAGUGAAUGAAUCGGUUUCUAUUCAUGAAGUUGAUGCACACAAUGUGGUGCCCCUUUGGGUAGCAUCGGACAAAUUGGAAUAUGGUGCCAGGACAAUAAGAAGCAAAAUAAACAAAGCACUUCCACAAUACUUGGUUGAUUUUCCUGAGCUCAAUUUUCCCAAACGAAAAUGGCCUUCCUUUAGCAACUCUAUAGAUUGGGAUACUCUCAUUGAAAGUGUUGUAAGACAAGGAGCAGAAGUUCCAGAACUUGAAUGGUGUGAAUCAGGUGAACAAGCAGCGUUGGAGGUACUAAUGGGGGCUAAAAAUGGAUUCUUGAAAGCAAGAUUGAAGAAUUAUCCUACAGACAGAAAUAAUCCAUUGAAGCCCAAAGCUCUCUCUGGCCUCUCUCCAUAUCUGCACUUUGGUCAGAUAUCAGCACAGAGAUGUGCUUUGGAGGCACACAAAGUUCAAAAACUACAUCCACAGGCAGUUGAUGUCUUCUUGGAGGAACUGAUUGUCCGCAGAGAACUUGCUGAUAACUUCUGCUUCUACCAGCCACAGUAUGAUUCAUUACUAGGUGCUUGGGAGUGGGCUCGUAAGACUUUGAUGGACCAUGCCUCUGAUAAACGUGAACAUAUAUACUCGAGAGAGCAGUUGGAGAAAGGACAAACUGCUGAUCCACUUUGGAAUGCUUCUCAACUAGAAAUGGUACACCAUGGAAAGAUGCAUGGUUUUAUGAGGAUGUACUGGGCAAAAAAGAUUCUUGAAUGGACUACUGGACCAGAGGAAGCACUUGCAAUCGCAAUAUACCUGAAUGAUAAGUAUCAGAUAGAUGGAAGGGAUCCAAAUGGUUAUGUUGGAUGCAUGUGGUCCAUAUGUGGAAUUCAUGAUCAGGGCUGGAAAGAGCGACCUGUUUUUGGAAAAAUACGGUACAUGAAUUAUGCAGGCUGCAAGAGAAAAUUCGACGUGGAUGGCUACAUUGCAUAUGUAAAGAAGAUGGUAGGGGAAUGCAAGAAGAGGAAAGCAGAAGUCUUGCUCAAUGACAAAGCAAAAUCACUGCAUACUUAGCCUUAUUUGCUCAGGUUUGUAUGCAGUUUCUUAAUAUCAUAUGUUAUAAUUUGUAGCUGUAAUUUUUGCCUCUAUGGACUGCUGCGACAAAAGAAGCCAGAGGACAGUUAGGAUCACAUGUUUAGGAGAGUGAAAUUAUGUGUUGCAGCUUGAAAGAAAGUGAAAAUUAGUUAUCUGUAGCUUUUCAACUGGAAACUGCUCGUGCUUUUUAACUGAAUUAAAUUUAAAUCUCAGUGGUUUCGUUUU
This is a messenger RNA of Andrographis paniculata, 1804 nucleotides long. RefSeq names its product deoxyribodipyrimidine photo-lyase. The coding region runs from base 83 to 1558 and encodes 491 amino acids. The transcript is spliced from 9 exons. The record is from RefSeq and is a predicted model, not a curated record. Gene Ontology annotation, molecular function: deoxyribodipyrimidine photo-lyase activity. Gene Ontology annotation, biological process: photoreactive repair. NCBI's taxonomy places the organism in Eukaryota, Viridiplantae, Streptophyta, Magnoliopsida, Lamiales, Acanthaceae.